GGGGGCUUUCUCUGUGGUCCGACGCUGUGUCAAGCUCUGCACCGGCCAUGAGUAUGCAGCCAAGAUCAUCAACACCAAGAAGCUGUCGGCCAGAGAUCACCAGAAGCUGGAGAGAGAGGCUCGGAUCUGCCGCCUUCUGAAGCAUUCCAACAUUGUGCGUCUCCAUGACAGCAUCUCCGAGGAGGGCUUCCACUACCUGGUCUUCGAUCUGGUUACUGGUGGAGAGCUCUUUGAAGACAUCGUGGCCAGAGAGUACUACAGCGAGGCUGAUGCCAGUCACUGCAUCCAGCAGAUCCUGGAGGCCGUUCUCCAUUGUCACCAAAUGGGGGUCGUCCACAGAGACCUCAAGCCGGAGAACUUGCUCCUGGCCAGCAAGUGCAAAGGGGCCGCAGUGAAGCUGGCAGACUUUGGCCUGGCUAUCGAGGUGCAGGGGGACCAGCAGGCAUGGUUUGGGUUCGCUGGCACACCGGGCUACCUGUCCCCUGAGGUCCUUCGCAAGGAAGCGUAUGGCAAGCCCGUGGACAUCUGGGCGUGUGGCGUGAUCCUGUACAUCCUGCUUGUGGGCUACCCACCCUUCUGGGAUGAGGACCAGCACAAGCUGUAUCAGCAGAUCAAGGCCGGUGCCUACGAUUUCCCAUCCCCUGAAUGGGACACCGUCACUCCUGAAGCCAAAAACCUCAUCAACCAGAUGUUGACCAUCAACCCUGCCAAGCGCAUCACAGCCCACGAGGCCCUGAAGCACCCGUGGGUCUGCCAACGCUCGACAGUAGCCUCCAUGAUGCACAGACAGGAGACUGUGGAGUGUCUGAAAAAGUUCAACGCCAGGAGGAAGCUCAAGGGGGCUAUCCUCACCACCAUGCUGGCCACACGGAAUUUCUCAGUGGGCAGACAGACCACCGCUCCAGCCACAAUGUCCACCGCGGCCUCCGGCACCACCAUGGGGCUGGUGGAACAAGCCAAGAGUUUACUCAACAAGAAAGCAGAUGGAGUCAAGCCCCAGACGAAUAGCACCAAAAACAGUGCCGCCGUCACCAGCCCCAAAGGGACGCUUCCUCCUGCCGCCCUGGAGCCUCAAACCACCGUCAUCCAUAACCCAGUGGACGGGAUUAAGGAGUCUUCUGACAGUGCCAACACCACCAUAGAGGACGAAGAUGCUAAAGCCCGGAAGCAGGAGAUCAUCAAGACCACGGAGCAGCUCAUCGAAGCCGUCAACAACGGCGACUUUGAGGCCUACGCGAAAAUCUGUGACCCAGGCCUGACCUCAUUUGAGCCUGAAGCUCUAGGCAACCUGGUUGAAGGGAUGGACUUCCACAGAUUCUACUUUGAGAACCUGCUGGCUAAGAACAGCAAGCCAAUCCACACGACCAUCCUGAACCCCCACGUGCACGUCAUCGGGGAGGACGCCGCCUGCAUCGCUUACAUCCGGCUCACGCAGUACAUCGACGGGCAGGGCCGGCCCCGCACCAGCCAGUCCGAGGAGACCCGCGUGUGGCACCGCCGUGACGGCAAGUGGCAGAACGUGCACUUCCACUGCUCGGGCGCGCCCGUGGCCCCGCUGCAGUGAAGCCAAGGGAGGGACACAGAGUGGGGAACAGGACACAGGAUCCUAAACUCCAAGGGGACUGUCCACCAACGAACACUCAGAGUGGACGCCACCUUCUGUCCACGCUAUACCCAGGACAGCUGUCCCCAUCCAUGGACACAGGGUAAACAUCUGCCGGGCUCCGCACCAGUGGCUCCCUGGGCCACAGGACAGUGGCAGGGCUCACCAUGGACAGCGUGUGGCCCAGCGGCCGGCCACCCUGGCAUCCUGGGGCCUCCUCCCCUCCUCUCCCUUUCACCUUGUCAUCUCCACGGAGCUGCCUGUCUGGGAUAAUUUGGGGAUUUUUUUUCUGGGGGAUAAUUCUUUUGCAUGACCCCUAAAGAGCAAGCCACAGCCGCUCUGCUAGCUAGGUGUCCGCGGUGUGGUGGCAGCGGCCCGCUGGCCAGCGCUGCAGGGGUCGGCUGCCCACGGUGCUGGCUGGCCUCCCCUCUUCUCUCUUUUUGCUGAGUUUCAUUGUCUUUUCUUUCUGAGCCUUGUAAGUGUACAAAAUUAUUCUUAUUUUGUUCUGUCUCGGGAAACUGCAAAUAAAAGAAAACAGGACAAACCGC
Molecule: messenger RNA, 2151 nt
Organism: Carlito syrichta (Philippine tarsier)
Lineage: Eukaryota; Metazoa; Chordata; Mammalia; Primates; Tarsiidae
Gene: CAMK2B
Product: calcium/calmodulin dependent protein kinase II beta
Exons: 20
Coding region: 323-1564 (413 amino acids)
Biological process (GO): protein phosphorylation
Cellular component (GO): neuron projection; cytoplasm
Molecular function (GO): ATP binding; calcium/calmodulin-dependent protein kinase activity; calmodulin binding
Source: RefSeq, a predicted model, not a curated record